GAACCGCAGCUGUUCUCUUUACAAAGACAGUAAAAGUCGGGGCUCCAUCCACUCUGAGGAUACACUGAACUCAGCAGCCUGCCCUCGCUGCGCUCCGAGCCGCUUCAGUCGCCAGGGAAUUUGACUCGGACAACCCCCGAAUAUUUUUCAGCAGUCUACCCUGCCGUCUGCUGGCUGGAAGCCGCGGGAAUCUCCACUGAAGUUACGGUACGUACGGGCGGCGGACCGCCGCGUCUCCCGCCACCCCGUGCGAGGUGAGGCAGGAAGUGUCUGAACGCGCUCUCCGCAGAUUCGUAACGAGCGCGGCUGGGAACUCAUGCUUUUUGACGCGACUUGAAGCGCAGAUGAGCGGGAUGUCAGUCGGACCCGACGCUGUGUUCACGGGUGGAAAAUGACUGCAAGCGUCGGCGAGCUUUCCACGAUGGUGAGGAGAUGCCCUGUCACUUUCAAACCGUUCAGGAUCUUCGUAGUCGGGGUCGGCUUCUUCAGCCUGUGCUUUCUAAUGACCUCUCUCGGGGGCCAGUUCUCGGCGAAGCGGCUCGGAGACUCCCCGUUCACCACGCGAGCUGAAGUUCUCAGUGGCCAGGAAUCUCGAGGGGUUUUGAGGAAAAUCAGCGACAUGCUGGAGAUGAUUAUGAAAAGGAUGGAUGCCUUGUCAAAGUUGGGGAACGCCACUGACACCCACAGGCUGGAUGAACUCAGCUUGGCCUUGGACAGGAUUCAGCCGAUGGGGCUGGUGGAGCGGAUCCAGGCCAUAGCCCAGAACAUGUCCGACAUGGCGCUGCGGGUGGAGCAGAUCCUGCAGCGCAGCGUGGCCAACAGCCGAGGUAAAGAUGGAGUCUUUGGCUCCUGUGAAACUCCCAAGGAUCCCCAUUACCCAGACUGCACCAGCAAGAUGGAUUGGAUGCGUGCUCGUUGGACCUCGGACCCCUGCUAUGCGUUUUAUGGCGUCGACGGCUCCGACUGCUCCUUCCUCAUCUACUUAAGCGAGGUGGAGUGGUUCUGUCCCCCGCUGCCCUGGAGGAACCAAACUGCGACACCUACUCUGAAGCCUCUUCCCAAAAGACAGGUACCAAAAAAAAGAAUAAACUUCUAGAUCAUUAGUUUUAUU
This is a messenger RNA of Poecilia latipinna (sailfin molly), 1111 nucleotides long. Its product is annotated as alpha-1,6-mannosylglycoprotein 6-beta-N-acetylglucosaminyltransferase B-like. Gene Ontology annotation, cellular component: Golgi apparatus. Gene Ontology annotation, biological process: protein N-linked glycosylation. The coding region runs from base 392 to 1096 and encodes 234 amino acids. Gene Ontology annotation, molecular function: alpha-1,6-mannosylglycoprotein 6-beta-N-acetylglucosaminyltransferase activity. The record is from RefSeq and is a predicted model, not a curated record. The transcript has 6 exons. NCBI's taxonomy places the organism in Eukaryota, Metazoa, Chordata, Actinopteri, Cyprinodontiformes, Poeciliidae.